This is a messenger RNA of Medicago truncatula (barrel medic), 1729 nucleotides long. RefSeq names its product molybdate transporter 1. Lineage: Eukaryota; Viridiplantae; Streptophyta; Magnoliopsida; Fabales; Fabaceae. The transcript is spliced from 2 exons. Bases 46 to 1503 code for a protein of 485 amino acids. The record is from RefSeq and is a predicted model, not a curated record. Gene Ontology annotation, biological process: molybdate ion transport. Gene Ontology annotation, molecular function: molybdate ion transmembrane transporter activity.
AUUGGUUCAAUCUCUCUAUUAGCCAAUUAACACAUCACAUUCCAUAUGGAAAACCAAAACCCUCCUUUAGUUCAAACCUUAGAUCCCGAAGCACCUGAAAUAACUCCAACAGCUCCAACUAACCCUUCAGUCAUAACACGUUUUACAACCAAAGAUGCAGUGCAAAAACUGAAAGCCAACUUGGUUUUCCAUUCAAAAUGGGCUGAAUUAAAUGGUGCCAUGGGUGACCUUGGCACCUACAUACCCAUAGUGUUGGCUCUAACUCUAGCUAAGGACCUCAACCUUGGUACCACAUUGAUUUUCAACGGUGUCUACAACAUAAUAACUGGUAUCAUCUAUGGGGUACCUAUGCCUGUCCAGCCCAUGAAGUCAAUCGCCGCCUCGGCCUUAUCAGACAAAGAAUUUGGCUUACCGGAAAUCAUGGCUGCUGGAAUCUUGACCGGCGGCGUGUUGUUCAUUCUUGGCAUCACAGGAUUGAUGAAGCUGGGUUACAAGUUUAUUCCUCUACCUGUUGUAAGGGGCAUUCAACUAGCACAAGGUUUGUCAUUUGCUUUAACUGCUGUUAAAUAUGUGAAGAAAGUGCAAGAUCUUCCCAAGUCUAAAGCUUUGGGUGAAAGGCCUUGGUUAGGGUUAGAUGGGUUGGUUCUAGCUAUUGUUUGUACUUGUUUUAUAUUGAUUGUUAAUGGAGCUGGUGAACAAAAUCGUGGAUGUGGCGUUGCUCCAGAAAGUGGUGAUAAUUUAGAUGGAAAAAAUAGUGAUGAAGGUGGAAGAAACAAUAGAAAUAUCAAUAGAUUGAGAAAGAUUAUUUUUUCACUUCCUUCUGCAUUUGUAGUCUUUGUGUUGGGGAUUGUUUUGGUUUUUAUAAGAAAACAUGAAGUUGUCAAUGAAAUUAAAUUUGGACCAACUUCAAUAGAAUUGGUGAAAUUCACUAAACAUGCAUGGAAGAAAGGUUUUGUCAAAGGUGCAAUUCCUCAACUUCCAUUGUCAAUUUUGAACUCUGUCAUAGCUGUUUGUAAGUUAUCAACAGAUCUUUUUCCAGAAAAGGAAUUUUCAGUUACUUCAAUUUCAGUGACAGUUGGACUAAUGAAUUUGAUCGGUUGUUGGUUUGGUUGUGUGCCAACUUGUCAUGGUGCCGGUGGACUCGCAGGACAAUAUAAAUUUGGUGGAAGAAGUGGAGGGUGUGUGGCACUUCUUGGUGCAGGAAAAUUGGUAUUAGGAUUGUUGUUGGGAACUUCCUUGGCAAACAUUUUAAAGAUGUUUCCGGUCGGGAUCUUAGGAGUGUUGCUUUUGUUUGCUGGAAUUGAACUUGCUAUGUGUGCUAGAGACAUGAAUAGCAAAGAAGAUUUCUUUGUGGCUCUUAUUUCCACUGCUGUUUCAAUGGUUGGAUCAAAUGCAUCAUUUGGAUUUUUAGUUGGAAUGAUUGUUUAUAUAAUAUUUAAGCUAAGGAGUUCCACAAAGGAUGAACCAUUUUCUACCAUUUGGAAUCAGAAAAGCCUCAUCUAAAUUUGAAGAGAAAUCAAUUAGUAUGUUUUUAGUGCAAAUGAGUUAGUGUGAAGGGAUUUCAAAAAUAUGGCAAUUUUUGGAGAGGUUUGAGUUUUUCUUUCUUUAAUUUGUUUUUUAUUUGUUGGUUUUUCAAGUAAAAUGAGGUCUUGAAUGUGUUCUAGUUCCAAGACUCUUUAUAUUGUAAUUGUAAAAAGUGAAGAGAAUAUAUUUAGUUGUUGUUGGCUUU